Plasmodium fragile is the source of this 5817-nucleotide messenger RNA. RefSeq lists its product as uncharacterized. Gene Ontology annotation, molecular function: protein binding; protein serine/threonine phosphatase activity. The record is from RefSeq and is a predicted model, not a curated record. NCBI's taxonomy places the organism in Eukaryota, Apicomplexa, Aconoidasida, Haemosporida, Plasmodiidae. Gene Ontology annotation, cellular component: nucleus; cytosol. The coding region runs from base 1 to 5817 and encodes 1938 amino acids. The transcript is spliced from 14 exons.
AUGGAAGAUGUAAAGGUCAAGGACACCGUCAUGGUAUAUGGCUACAAGGCCACAAUAGAACACAUACAAGAGGUUCAAACGGGAGAGGCUUCCCCUGAAAAGAGAAAAAUUUACGCAGCCAAAUUUAGCAGUAGGGAUGGGUACUCAGAUGGUGUGUAUAGGAACGAACGGGUGUUCACUCCGGAAGAUGGAGCCCUGGUCGUUUUCUGUUUGCGCGAUUCGAUUAGACCUUUCAAUGAAACGGAAAGUGCAUGCAUAAGAAUCCAAAGGGUGUUCAGAGGACACAGAGCCAGGAAGGAAUUCCACACGUUGGUCUCCUCCCUGGUGUGGAGAAAAUUUGAACACCUGCACGAAAACAUGACCCUUCACAAUCAUGACGAAAUUUAUAAGCCCCUCAUCAAAGUAAUAAAUGAAGACAUAAAGAAUGGUAAAAUUCAAUUCACCUCGAAAUGCUUUUCUAGUAAUUCGAAUCAGUUCUCUCGGAUCUCCACGACGUCGUACGAGUCCAACACGUACGAUGAAAAUGUUCCGAAGCUGAAGGGCAAAAUAGACAAAGCCUUCGCAAUGGAGAUUUUUCAUUUUUUUUUAACAACCAAAAAUUACGUCCUGCCAAACAACCUGGUGUGCAAGAUACUCACAAAGACGCAAAAGAUGCUCGAGGAGAAUAUAAAGAGCUCUGUGAUACAAGUAGAUAUGACAAAAAAGUCUAAGGACACCAAACUGAUCAUCCUGGGAGACGUGCACGGCCAGCUGAACGACGUCCUUUGGCUAUUCAACCGAUUUGGCUUACCCUCCUCAAACAACAUUUACAUCUUCAACGGAGACAUCGCUGAUCGGGGGGAAAACGCCACGGAGAUCUUCCUCCUCCUGUUCGCCUUCAAGUUGAGCAGUUACGACAGCGUCAUAAUUAACAGGGGGAACCACGAGUGCUCCUACAUGAACGAGGUGUAUGGCUUUUACAAUGAAGUCCUCUCCAAGUACGACAGUGGCGUGUUCGAUCUGUUCCAGGGGGUGUUCGAAUUACUUGGCUUGGCCGUGAACAUUCAGAACCAAAUAUUCGUGGUGCACGGCGGGCUGAGCAGGUACCAAGAUUUGACCGUUCAGGAGAUAGAUGAGUUGGACAGAAAGAAGCAUGAAAUUUUGCAUCCGGAAAAAUAUGAGGACACCAUCAUCUUCGAUUUACUCUGGUCUGAUCCACAAAAAAAAAAUGGAAUUGGAGGAAACGCACGAGGGAACAACUGUAUCACCUUCGGCCCAGACAUCACUGACAUGUUUUUGAAGAAAAAUAAAUUUGACAUUUUAAUUCGCUCUCAUCAAGUGCCUAAAACUUUGAAGGGCAUUGAGAGUCAUCACGAGGGCAAGUGCAUUACGUUGUUUUCCGCGUCGAAUUAUUGCAAUAAAAUUAAGAAUCUCGGGGCAGCCAUCGUGUUUAACCAAGACCUAACCUUCGAGGUGCAGGAGUACAUGUCCCCCUCGCUGGAAGUCAUUCGAGAGACCUUCGAGGAGAACCAGAAGCUCCGCGAGAAGGUUCUCAACUCGUCAAAGAUAUUAGACCUGGAGAAAAAUUUCGAUCACUUCGUCCGCUUCCUCCAAUUUAUCCUCAUCUCCGCCUUCCUCUUCUUCAAGAAAGGGUCCGAAUUGGUUGACGCGAAGGAUCUGUUGAGUGCAGGGAUCGCCGACAAAUCCGUCAUACAAAACAUUGAGGCCAAGCUCGGGGGCAGCCCCUGGAAUGUUCAGAGAUUGAUAGAUCUGGGCAUAAAUACAAUUCAAAGUGCGCACGCGGAUGAGGAAGAGGAAGAUAAUGGAGACGAGAACGAGCACGAACUGGAGCAGAGGCAAGACAGCAGCGAUGACUUCAUUUCCGACUUAGGGAGUGCGCGCGUGUUGAGGCGCCAAUUGAGGCCUCCCGUCGAUGAGGACAGUUACGUGGGGGGCGGCGACCAGAGUGGUGCCCACCCGGGUGAUGGCUCCUCAGACGACUCACACGAUUUCACCGCUAAUCGCACCCCUAAUCAUACCGCUAAUCACACCACUAAUCACGCCCCUAAUCGUAUCGCUAAGUGUAAUGCAAAUGAGAAUUCGAAGCACGACGCUCACCACAAUGGAAGCCGAAGAGCCGAGCGUCGCGCCCGCCAGGGGCAGACUCCCAUGAAAGAGGCAGAGUUCCUUCACACAAAUAUACAAUUGAAGAGGAGCUGCGCCUGCAUCGCGGAACAAGUGAAGAGGGAGGCACAAGAGACCUGCAUUAACCUGCACCCGGUGGUUAAAGAGUUCGUUUGCUUGUUGGUGUUUUUGUUUGCCCGCAUAAGGGACGACGGCAGUGACAGGAUGUGCAACCGAGUUGGCGGCGGGCGCACGGGACCCCCCGCAGAAUACUACGAGAUCGAGGAGUGCGAGGAGGAGGAGGACCCACCCACAAAUGCAUACGCAGGAAAAAGGAGAAAUAUAAAAAAAAAAAUAAAGUACCUGAAGGGGUCUGGCCAAAAAGGCCCCUCCAUGUGUAAAAAUAUAUGUUGGAAGGAACAACAGGGGGGGGAAGACCCUUCCUCGAAUUAUAACCCUACCAGUGGGGGGAGUGAAGGGAGUGCAGGCAGUGAAGGGGGUGAAGGCAGUGUAGAGGGUGAAGGCAGUGUAGAGGGUGCACAGAGUGAAGACGGAGAGAGAAAUUUUCCCGUACGUGGGUACUCAAAUGAAGAGAAUCGUUUUGGUGUACCCUACAAAAAUAAUCGACCCGCUCGCAAAGGUCAUAAUAAAUGCAACAGGAGUUGUUACCAUGCAAAAGACAUGAAGUCCGUCCUAUUCACUCGGAAGGAAGAGCAGCAGCAGCAGCAGCAGGAUGAGGAAGAGAAGAAUGAAUACGACAUGGACGACGUCGAACAAGCCUUGGCAAAAGAAAAUGUGAAGAGAGUGUGCGAGAAAUUUUAUAAACACAUGCACAAAGUUAGUCAAAUGAAAAAUGAUCAAGUGAUAAAAAAAAACCUUCAUCUCAUCACGUCCCUUCUUUAUUUAACAUAUACACAUCUGGGGUUGUCUCUGCUGAGGUCGAAACAGGUCUUCUUACAAUUGUGUCAUGUGAAGAAACAGUUUCACGAAUAUAAAAAAAAAAAUACAGAAUUAAACAAAGAGAUGGAAAAAAAAGUACAAAUGUACAUGCAGGAAAUAAAAAUGAGUGAGCAGUGUACAGAAGAGUACGAAAGACUUAAGGCUUGCUAUGGGGAUGUGAAGAGGGAAAAGGAGAAGCUAAAAAGGUAUGAAUGUAUUAUGCAUAGGUUGAGGACGAAGGUGCAUUUGCUCGAGGCGGACAAAGUUUUACUUGCGAAAAGGAAAGAGGAACUGGAGGUGGUGGUCAGGCGGAAAGGAGCCUACUUGGCUGGCGGUAGGCAUGGCCAUGGGGUGACGCAGGAGAAGCAUACCACGGCAAGCACAACCAAGUUGAUACCAAAGAUCCCCCGCGACACGUCCAGUGGGACGCAGGGUGGUGUCCAUAGUGACAGGGGUGAAGGAGGCCCCCUUCCACAUGCAACACGCGCAUCGGAGAGGGACAACCCUGGUGAGGAAGAACAGGCAAUGAACCGCAUGGUAUGCACCCCCCAACCUGAUGAGGACUCCGUGGACAAACUAAUGGUCCUUCCCAAGUCCUCACCAACAAAAGAAAGUGAAAUGAAAAAAGCAGCACGCCAUAUGGUAAGUACAUCCGUGCAGACAAUGGAACAAAUAUAUGUGGAAGGACGACAGGAAAAAAGUUCGUAUGACAUACGAUGCAAAGUGAAGGAAGAAAAGGAGGAGCGCAAUGCAGGGGGGAUGCUCCACCUGGGGGGUAAUCCUCUCCCUUGUGAGGAAAUGAAAAAUGUGGUGGGAUGUGUCGGAGGGGAGAACGAAACAAGCAAGGGGGGGGAAACUUUGAAAAAGGGAAUGCUGCCCAGUGACAGAAGGGAUACCAAACGAAAAGACGCUUCACCAGUCCUGCGGGAUAUACAUAGGACGUGUGGAAGGAUGGCACUAGUCCAUGUGGAGUCCACUCUUCAAUUACUCUCUCUCCCCCUCUUGUGCAUGAAACACGGGGGAGGCAGGGAGGAGGCCAUGUUGGGAAGCUUCUAUUUUGGUCAGGCUGUCCAGUGUGAAAAAUUUUUUAAAAAAAGGUACCUCCAUGUAGAAGUGGAAGCGACACGGAAGGCGGGAUUCUUCAACCGAGUUGUCAUCCCACUAUGGAAACAAAUAAUAAUUGAAAAUUUGUUUAACCACAUGGAGGGAACGCAUCUCCUCAGUGGUGAUGCACCUGCUGUCCAUAUGCGACUCGUUCACAAAUUGGCACAUACUUUUUCACUCUUUAUUGUAUGUGAUGAAUUUGUAAACGAAAUGGGCGGUGUAAAUGUGAAGUGCGUUGGUAGUUCUGUACUCCGUUCACUUGUACAUUGCCUGUACCGACUGUCCUCCACGACAAGACUCAUUUUAUGUGACCUCAUUUCGCGACAGGAGCGCAUCGCACAUGAAUGGGAAGACUUCAUCUCCUCGUUCUGUGUGCAUUUCUUUAGAAGGGAAAAUGAGUUGUGUGUAAUGCGCCAUGAUGAUGUGUGUGGAGAGGGGGCGGACUCCAGUGCUGCUUUUUUAUUCGUGGAAGGGGGGAGUGAAGAGCGAGUCGGUGGGCUCCUCCGCGAUGCUUACCUCUGCGACAGUUACGUCCGCCAUGGUGACCUCUUUACGGGGCACCCCCUCGACGACGAAACAUGUUACACUAAUGGAAGCAUCACAACAUGUAAUGCAUCACAUGGAUUAUCCCACGAUGGGUGCAUUGCCAUGGAACAGGAUGGGUGCAUUGCCAUGGAACAGGAUGGUUGCAUUGCCAUGGAACAGGAUGGUUGCAUUGCCGUGGAACAGGAUGGGUGCAUUGCCGUGGAACAGGAUGGUUGCAUUGCCGUGGAACAGGAUGGACAAGAAGGACUCACAAAAUUUUACGUGGACACAAAGACACACUUGAUUUACGUCACUGGGGACGGCACACUUGUGGCAGACCAGCCGACGGGGCACUCGCCAAAUGAACUUAAAGAAUGGGCAGCCACCCGGAUGAGAAGCAUUGACCAAGGGGGUGAAUAUAACACAAGUCUGUCUUCACCCCAACGGAGCAACCAUCCUAGUAGAAUAUUUCCUCCCCUGAUGUGGCGACCUCCUUUAGGGAUGAAGAGAAAAGGAAACGGAAAGGUAGGAGGCGCAACGAGGAGGGGUUUUAUUAACCAAGGGGAGUGGAGACAAUUGUCUAGCGUUGGCAAGACCGGAGGGAUGAUCCCUUGGGGGGUGAAGAAACGGUUCUGCCAAUUCAAUAGAAGGGGGAAGUUUACGCAUGUGAGUGAUCUUGUGGAAAAGGGGCGUCGUUAUGGGGUCAAGGAGGGAACAAAGAAAUUUUUAUUCGUGGCGUGGAGGAGGAGAGUAGAAAUGUGCCACCGGGUUAUGAAGGGAACACCAAAGGAGGAAAAAGUUUACCUGAACAAGUGGAGCAAUGGGAACAGGUCCUGCGAUUGGAUACAACAGAACAGAAUGUGGAUCGGGGUAGUCUCCUUGUUAGUAAUUUUAAUUAUGGUAGUUGACACGUACCUCUUGAACAGAUCGAUCGUUCUGUGCCUCAUGUACUGUGUCUGCUUAGCUGUACUCCUAGCAGUUUCCCUCAUGAAGAAGUUAAUUCAUAUGGUGGUGCGCGUCCCAUUUGGUGAGAAGAUAUUAUCGCAGGACUGGUUGGAUCUCCUUUGUGUUUAUUUCAUUCGCAUGGUGAAUCAUUUUCACCGCGGGUGGUGUGAGAGUGGCGAAGGAGUCAUGCCACCGUCGUAG